Messenger RNA from Venturia canescens, 930 nucleotides. RefSeq lists its product as uncharacterized. NCBI's taxonomy places the organism in Eukaryota, Metazoa, Arthropoda, Insecta, Hymenoptera, Ichneumonidae. The transcript has 5 exons. The record is from RefSeq and is a predicted model, not a curated record. Bases 1 to 930 code for a protein of 309 amino acids.
AUGGUAGAGCACAAAGGUCAGCACUUUCCCAUCGCAUUCGCGUUACUGAGCAGGAAGACUGAGGAAACUUAUGUUGCUGUGCUGCGAUGCAUAGCCGAAUUUCUCGUUCCAUGGUUCAAACCAAAAAGAGUUAUAACGGAUUUUGAAGCCGCAUUGGAAAACGCAGUAAGAACUGUAUUUCCUGAGGCGGAACUAUUGGGUUGCCGUUUUCAUCACAGCCAAGCGCUUAUUAAGCGAUUUCGUUCUCGCUCGGUAAUCACUCGGGUGAAACGUGGAUGUCCGCACCUCCUGCAAGAGGCUCACACUUUUCAGAGGAACCUAAUGAAUUUGUGCCUCCUUCCUGCAGAAUUCAUUCCCGAAGGAUUUCGGAUAAUAAAUGAAAAAAUAGAAGAGCAGUUUCCGGAACUCGCACUAAUAUACACGGACGCCCGUGAAUAUUAUGCGAGAUAUUGGAUUAAGGGAAAAGGCCCUAGGUCAUACUCACACUACAGGAAGCGGGUCCGAACGAACAACCCAUUAGAACGGUGGCACAGAAGGUUCAAGGAGGCGGUAGCAACCAGGCCUCAGUUUGACAAAUUUAUGAAAGUCCUGAAGGAUCUGGUCCAAUCGGCCCACUUGGAUUUCUUGACGGUUGAACAGGGUGUGCGCCCUCACCGCAAGAGAAGUAGUAGAACAGAGUGUGCGGAAGAUCUCCUUGACCGAGCAUGGGAAGAAAUGGGGGACCUCUUCUCGUACAACCUUGAAGAGCGAAAGCAACGAAUCGAAGGAUUUUUAAUGACAGUGUCUUCUAUUGAAUUGGAAAUUGCCCAAUCAGUUAAAGAAUCUUCUGCAUGUUCCUUAAUAAAUCCUGUUAUCCUAGAAAUCCCAGAAUUACAAGACCGAAGAGUAGAUGAAGUCCUCGACGAUCCUCAGCCGUCUACGUCCCAAUAG